This is a messenger RNA of Adineta ricciae, 1524 nucleotides long. Lineage: Eukaryota; Metazoa; Rotifera; Eurotatoria; Adinetida; Adinetidae. The record is from the annotation of a GenBank genome assembly.
AUGCCUAUUAUUUUAGCCUAUGUCGCACUAAAUAAAAAUAAGUACCGAGUGAAAGUGCAAAGCUUUUGUGAAAACCGAUGUCAAAUUUAUUUCAUUGCUGUUCGUGGAUAUGAAGAUCCAUUAUCUACAACCGUAUCAACUAAGAUACCAUAUGAUAAGGAGGAAGUUGUUUUGUAUUUCUCUCAUUUAUUUCAUAUCGUCUUGAGUCAAAUACAAAAUGACUAUUAUUUAAUUUUUUUGCAAGAAAAUCAUACAAAUGGUCUUUCUAUAGAAACGCAACUAUCACCAUCUCGUCAUUGUCCACAAGUUGACAAGUUCUUAAAAAUACGUUGGCCUCCACUACGUCGUGUGAAAUAUUAUCACAAAAUCUGUCGAGAACAUCCGCAGCUUGCCUGUUUUCAUCUUGAUUUCAAUCAAACAUCGCAUGAGUGUCAAUCGUUACAUGAUUGUCAAAACAAUGCGUCAUGCUUCCAAGAUCGACCUUGUCCAAGUCGGAUUUCGUGCAUCUGCUCCGAAUGUUAUUAUGGAAGUAAAUGUCAGUUUACUACAAAAGGCGUUGGCCUCAGUCUCGAUGUUAUUCUUGCCUAUCAAAUCCGUCCUAAUCUAUCCAUCGGUCGUCAGCCAUUUUCUGUUAAAUUCAGUCUAAUCAUCACUAUGGUUAUGUUUAUUUUAACAGUCUUAACUGGAACGCUUUCAUUGUUAACUUUCAAGAGUAAAAUAAUUCGACAAGUGGGAUGCGGAAUUUAUCUGAUCACAUCAUCGACUUUGACCUUACUGGUUGCGAUUAUUUUCACAUUAAAAUUCGUCUUUCCUCUAACAAGUCAAAUGUCACUGGUCACAAAUCGAGUCUUUUUAUACUUGAAUUGUUUGUCGAUGGACUAUUUACUGCGUUCGUUACUGGCGAUAAUUGAUUGGUUGAAUGCAUGUGUUGGAGUAGAGAGAAUUAUCACAAUUCACAAGGGAAUCAAUUUUAAUAAAGAGAAAAGCCAAUCGAUAUCUCGCUGGAUUGUGUUAAUAACAAUAGUCUUGACACUAUUAAGUAAUGUUCAUGAUCCACUUCAUCGGCGUUUAGCUGAUGAUGGAGAAGAAAGAAGAACAUGGUGCAUUGUCCAUUAUUCUUCUAAACAAGUGGAAAUAAUGAAUUCAUUGGUAAAUUUACUUCACUUUCUAAUACCGUUUUUCAUUAAUAUUCUUUCCGCUUUCGUUAUUAUUGUUCUUAUUACUCGAUUUCAUUCAUUUGCUCGAAAACACAACUAUCAAGAACAACUUCGUGGUGAAUGUUCAAUUCAUAAACAACUCUUGAUAAGUCCCAUGAUACUAAUCGCUUUAGCAUUUCCUCGUCUUAUACUAUCAUUUCUAUCGGGCUGUAUGAAAUCAGUUCGCGAUCCAUGGCUAUUUCUGAUUGGGUACUUUGUCUCGUUUAUUCCAUGCGUAUUGCAUAGCGUUAUAUUUAUUCUGCCGUCAGAAGUAUAUCGAAAAGAAUUACGAGAUGUUAUUCAACAAAUCCGUGGAAAAUUUCGAUGA